This is a messenger RNA of Asterias rubens (European starfish), 1691 nucleotides long. RefSeq lists its product as uncharacterized. Lineage: Eukaryota; Metazoa; Echinodermata; Asteroidea; Forcipulatida; Asteriidae. The coding region runs from base 196 to 588 and encodes 130 amino acids. The record is from RefSeq and is a predicted model, not a curated record. The transcript is spliced from 4 exons.
UGAAACAAGUUUGUCCCGGUGUUGCUUCUAGUGUGUGAACGGUGGUUUUCAUUUCCCAAGGCCUUUAACUAAGGCGACUGGCGCAGUGGCACUAUUGUCUUCUUAUAGGAGUGUUCAACAGCUAUACACUGAAGACUUUGGACGGUCUUUUUUCCGUCAUCUCCUGGUUCACGCCCCGAACUGACAAAAGACAAAAUGGCAACCACCAAGUUAACACUUCUAAUGACGGGUUUUCUGAUUGCGAUGACGUUCGUCAAAUUAUCACAGUGUCAGCGGAGAAGAGAAUGUGAUUGUGGAGACGAUGGUAAUAUAACGUAUGUCUGCCUUCUACGUUGUGGUCGAGGGAAUUCGGGCGGGAAUGUCGUCGUGUUACCCGUAAAGAGGUUGGCUCGUCCAUUCUCGCUGGAUACAUUACAUGAGAAGAUGUCAUCACAUCAAGCCAGAACAAGACAAGAAGCAACAAGCAACAUUGAAACUGGACAAGAUAGCAUACGGAGAUUUUUUCAACCACUCUGGACCAGGACCAUGAAUAAAAUCAGAGACAUUCUCAGUUUUCGCCAUGCUGUACUUCGGGAUGACAAAGCAUAAACCCUUGGCUACUUGACCAGCGUAUAAAUAUAACUUCACCAUUUCGACUAACAUUUUUGCUGGUGGCACCGCCUCUUGGGGGCGCUUCUACCACUGUGACCGAUUGUUACGACCGAGAUAUUUAGACAUGACCUUUUGCUUCUUGCACCACUAUAUACCAGCACUGGCCGUGGUGUGUUACAUGUCGGAAGGAAGUUGCUCUUAGAGACAUACUUAGAGUCACUGCAGCAGAAAAAAAACACUAUUAGGCUAUACAAAUUUACAAAAUAAUUUUGUGAGCAGCCACAACGACGACUUCAAAAUGGCGUCACGUCUUCAUCGAUUGAAGUUCGCAAGUCACGCUAUUUCUCGUUCACUUGUUUCUCGUUCACUGAUUGUCUGCACCCAUUGUCAUCUAGCCGACUAUAGACGUUAUUACGCCAGACGCUGCUUUUACCAGCGACAAGAAAAAUGACGGGACACUUUAAUGUUAUUAUAAAAAUAGAAAUAAAUGUUAUAGACUAGUGGGAUUUGAAAAAGAGCCCUGUACACUUUUUACUUUGGGGUUAAAGUUGGGAACCAGACUUUUUAACAAAAUUUCAGAUCGGAGCUUUGGAGCUGAUCAAUUCAAUUCACUUUACUUUAUUUCCAAAUCCAAACAAAUAAACAAAACAAUUAGCAGUGAAUAAAGAACUAUGUUUUACAAGCAAAUGGAAUAAUGGUAAUACAUGAAGUAAUACUAUAAUACUACAUUUACAAGCAAAGGCAAAAUAUAAAUUACGGAAAACAAAGCAAAAAAAACAAAACAUACAGAGCACAAAACUAUACAUACGUCAUCAUCGGUGCAUGACGUCAUUCGAUCAUACCAGAUCAUAGUAAACGCGGCUUUUUGCUUUACAAUAAAAGCCUGUUGCGGUAAUUUAAGCCUAUUUUAAGCUCUUACAAUUAUUACAUAAUAAUUAUUUGUUAUAAUAGUUAUUUAUUAUAACGAUAGUUACAUCAUAGACGAACAGAACUUCUUGAGACUUUGCGUACAUACAGCGCUAAUUGAAGUACUAAAGGGAAGGUACACGUUUGGUAACUCAAAACAAAAUAUUAACUUAAAAACUGACUUGGUAUACAAC